AUGAAGGGGACCUUACCCACCAGCAGCCUCCUGCUGCUAUUGCUGCUGAGCCCAGACCCUGGAGGAGCAUUGUUACUGCCACCCAGCACCACCUGCUGUACUCAGCUCUACCGACAGCCACUCCCGAACAAGCUGCUGAGGAAGGUCAUCCGGGUGGAACUGCAGCAGGCUGAUGGGGACUGUCACCUCCAGGCCUUUGUGCUUCACCUGGCUCAACGCAGCAUCUGCAUCCACCCCCAGAAUCGCAGCCUGGCUCAGUGAUUUGAGCCUCAAGGAAGGAGUCUCCUGGGAACUUUGCCCAACCUGAAUUUUGGGCUGCUGGGGAAAAAGGGCUGA
Messenger RNA from Trichechus manatus latirostris (Florida manatee), 336 nucleotides. It is a transcript of the gene CCL27, whose product is annotated as C-C motif chemokine ligand 27. The record is from RefSeq and is a predicted model, not a curated record. Gene Ontology annotation, biological process: immune response. NCBI's taxonomy places the organism in Eukaryota, Metazoa, Chordata, Mammalia, Sirenia, Trichechidae. Gene Ontology annotation, cellular component: extracellular region. Gene Ontology annotation, molecular function: chemokine activity. The transcript has 3 exons.